Messenger RNA from Penicillium subrubescens, 1131 nucleotides. RefSeq lists its product as uncharacterized. Bases 1 to 1131 code for a protein of 376 amino acids. The record is from RefSeq and is a predicted model, not a curated record. The transcript is spliced from 2 exons. NCBI's taxonomy places the organism in Eukaryota, Fungi, Ascomycota, Eurotiomycetes, Eurotiales, Aspergillaceae.
AUGGCUCCCAAAAGAAAGUCUACCGACGCCGCAGGCCGUAGCGCUUCCAAGAAGUCCAAAGCUAGUACCAGCACCGACAAUGCGCCCGAAGUGAUCCCGGUCCCUCGCAGCAAGCGCUGGUCGAAGGGUGUUUCUGGCUCCGCCAACGCUGAUACGGAAUAUCGCACGAUGAUGACGCGCAACCCCGGGUCUGCUUGGGAGUUUGUUUGUCAGUGCCGACCAAUUACCGACGCGGAUGACGAUGACGAUGAGGAUGAGGAAGACGAAGACGAAGAGGGCGAGGGCGAGGGCGAGCCCAAGAAGACAGGCGAUCGCCCUCCAUGCGAUAAUGGCAAGACUUGUCUCUGCACGAAGCCAAGCGCAGACCAUCCAGAACACCCCUACACCUUGACGCUGGGAGGUAUCCAGAAGUUCCACACGACUUCCAUCCUCUGUUCCCUGCGUGACCCGGAUUUGUUUGACAUGCAUAUCUACAAUGACUUCUAUGGGUACGGGCUGCAGGAGGUAAUUGGGAAUCUGCUCCUUGACUUCGAUGAGGCCAAGAAUGACUGGAAACAACAAUGGUAUAUCUGCGAGGCCGUGACGUUGUUCUUCCAUCGUGUUGACCUUGCCCCGCUGUUCAUGAUCGAUGACAGCGAAGGCUUGGAAAUGUUCCUCCAUGCUCUCCGAACAAUGUUCCUUUCGAUGAUGGCCACCCUCGAGCGCAACGACCUCCUCAAGCCAGACUCCGAGAUCAGAAACGUUGGAAUGAUCAUGGGACUGCUCAUCGGCCUCGGGGAUUUCGCUGAAGACUUCGAGGGCUUCGAUGACCUACCCAAGUAUAUCCAUGCGUAUGCCGCGAAGCACAAGAUUGUCCUGCGAGAUCUGCCAGAAGAUAGCGAACCGGAGGAGCCAGUGCCUGCGACUGGUAAGGGCUCGCUGCCUGAGCCCACUGCUAAGAAGAACGACCCGUGGGGCUUCUCAGCAGAACUGAAGAAGCUCGGGAAAGAGCAGACGCUUGGUGGCGACCGUCACGAUAUCACCACCAUGUCUGGGCCUGAGCGCAAGAAGGCCAAUUUUGAAGGCAAGGACCCCCUGGCUGGAGAGGGGAUCAAGGCCCUUAAGGCAGGGUUGGUCAUGCAAAUGGGCUAA